AUGCUUCCGUUGCUCCUCUCCCCGCUCGCGCGCGCGGAAUCCGCGCUUCUUCGCCGCCCUGCGCCCUCUCCUGCGGCCGCCGCGCCCGCCGGGGACCAAGAGGUGAUAUGGGAGCUCCACGGUGACAGGUGGCGGCGCCUGAUUGGCGGAGACAGCAGCAGCAGCGCGAGCAGCAGCAAGGGGAAGAAGGGCCAGCUAGUGGUGGAAGUUGAACUGGAAGGCGAGGAAGCUGCUAACGCGUACGAGGAGGAACACGGACGCGUUGUAAAGGGGAUCGUUACAAGCACGGGGAAUGGCAACGGGAAGGCCGCAGGGGGUAGGGUUUUAGCGGGGGAGGAGGAUGAGCGGAGCAGAGGGGGGGAUAUGGUUGCGCGGGUGGUGAGGGGAGUGAAAGCGGCGGUGGUGAGAUGGAUGUUACCAGAGGGUUAUCCCGAUAGUGUGACUCCUGACUAUAUGGAGUACACAGUGUGGCGCAUGCGGCAAACAGUGGCGAGCGAAAUGAACCACGUGCUUACAACGCAGGCAAUGCUGUACGCGGUGGGGCUGGGCAAGGGCGCCAUCCCAGCAGCAGCCGCGGUCAACUGGGUCCUAAAGGACGGGCUGGGCUACGCAGCAAAAGUCACGCUCUCCCAGUUUGGCCGCCAUUUCGACGUCUCCCCCAAGCGCUCGCGCCUCCUCUCCGACCUCGUCGAGAACCUCUCCGCCUCCCUCGAGCUCCUCACCGCCACCUUCCCGCAGUACUUCGUUCAACUGGCUGCUGCAGCCGGGGCAGGGUUCUCUGCUUCCAGUCUCGUGCAGAGUGCCACGAGAAACCGGUUUUACGCCGGGCUGGCAGGCAGAAGAAAUUUCGCCGAGGUGCUAGCACGCGCAGAGGCACAGGGCAUGGUGAGCAAGACAUUGGGGAUGGCACUAGGCAUCGCCAUCGCUCCACACGUGGGCAACCGGGGCCCUCUACUCUGGGCGACUCAUGGCCUGCUGUCCGCCGCGCACCUGUUCUGCAACUACCGCUCGUACAAGGCUGUACAACUCAGGACACUCAACCCCUUCAGAGCAGAUAUUGUCCUGGCAGAGUAUGUGACCAAUGGCAGGGUGCCAGGUGUCAUUGACGUCAACUCACAGGAGCCCAUUCUGCCGCCCCUCAAAUCGAUAUUUUCGCCCAAGGACAAUCCACCACCAGCGCCUGGGACAGGGAGCGAGAACUGGAUCGAGUUUGGAGUGCCUUUGGCCGCAGUGGCGCACACAGAGCGGGAGGCAGAGACCAUGGCUGAUAUAUUCCGAGGAGAGAAGUAUUUGCUUGGGCGGGACGAGCGAACUGGACAGAUGCAGGUUGUGUUGAAGGAAGGAGCUCUCCCAAGGGACUUCCUCCGAGCAGCCCUCCAAGCCGCCUACCUGCGCACGCUCGCCCCACACUCCCUCUGCCCCACAACCCACUCUCUCGCCCCUCAAGCGCGCACCCACGUCCAAGCCCGCGCAGCUGAGUUCGCCUCGUUUGGGAAACUAGAGGUGCUGCAUGCUUCAUAUAACCGCAUGGCGGGGGGGUUUGACGGGUUGUGUGAGGAGCUGAGAGCGAGUGGGUGGCGCUGCGAUGAUGGCUUGCUGGCGCGGCCGGGGGAUUGGCGACUGCUGCUGGAAUCAGCUGAUAAGAGCAAGUGA
Molecule: messenger RNA, 1653 nt
Organism: Closterium sp. Naga37s-1
Lineage: Eukaryota; Viridiplantae; Streptophyta; Zygnematophyceae; Desmidiales; Closteriaceae
Source: the annotation of a GenBank genome assembly